AUAUCUUCAAAUUUCCAUGACUAGCGUGACCGGUGACGGAUGAUUGACCAACACGUUCACGAACUUCACUAGCGCUGUACAAGGCAUUGAUCGUUAGAGUGUUUAUAAAACAGGAUCUUCUAUGACGCUUCUUCUGCAUCUUGCCCAUAUCUCCUUUCUCAGGUGCUUUUCUCACACCAACAACACAAGCAUAUCUGGCAUUCAGCAAACUUUGCGCCUUGUACAAGAGAAAAACGGUUCUCUGCAUUGCGAUCGACUGAGACUGAUAUGUAAGUUCAAGAGAAAUGACAAGUCUGUAUCUGUCGAUCGCCUCGAUUCCUUCUCUGUCGAACAAGCUGAGAUUGCUAAAAGAGUCCAAACAUGUUCCGCGUCUCUGCACCCGGAUAUAACUGACCUUUCCUUACCAGACGCGAGUGAUCUUAGUCCAGAGUACUCCACUAUCAAGCUGUUAGAGCUUCCCAAGGAAGUACGACAAAAGCCCUGCCAUGUGACCGACUGCAAGUAGGCUAACAGUCGAACAAGGGCGAAGGCCACGCUGGUCAGAGACAUACAAUCGCAAACAUGUCACACACUUCUUCCAAGACAU
Molecule: messenger RNA, 586 nt
Organism: Aspergillus novofumigatus IBT 16806
Lineage: Eukaryota; Fungi; Ascomycota; Eurotiomycetes; Eurotiales; Aspergillaceae
Exons: 1
Coding region: 122-505 (127 amino acids)
Source: RefSeq, a predicted model, not a curated record